AUGGCGGAGCACAAGGAUGUUGCUCCCAAGGCAAAGAAGGGCGGGGGAGGGGGCAUUUCAGGGUCGAGUAUCCAUGUGUCCAGGGAAGACCCCACUCUGAAAUACGAACUGCUGGAGGAUCUGGGUAAGGGUUCCUACGGGUCGGUGUACAAGGGGCGAGACCGCAUCAGCUCAGAGCUGGUGGCCAUUAAAGUCAUUUCUCUCGCUGAAGGGGAGGAGGGCUUUGAGGAGAUAAGGGGGGAGAUCGAGAUGCUGCAGCAGUGCAACCACCCCAACGUCGUGCGCUACCACGGCAGCUACCAGGGCGACGACUUCCUCUGGAUCGUGAUGGAAUACUGUGGUGGGGGCAGCGUGGCUGAUCUCAUGAACAACACGGACUCGCCACUUGAGGAGGGCAUGAUUGCCUAUGUGUGCCGGGAGUCAAUCAAGGGUCUGGCCUACCUGCAUGAGAUAGGCAAGGUGCAUCGGGACAUCAAGGGAGGUAACAUCCUGCUGAGUGACUCGGGGGAGAUCAAGCUGGGUGAUUUUGGGGUGGCGGCGCAGCUCACCCGCACCAUGUCCAAACGCAACACGUUCAUAGGCACGCCCCACUGGAUGGCACCGGAGGUGAUUCAGGAGAGCCUGUACGACGGCAAGGUGGACGUGUGGGCGCUAGGCAUCACUGCCAUUGAAAUGGCCGAGGUUCUUUUUAUGAUCUCCAGAGAACCUUCCCCCACAUUAGAGGACCCUGAGAAAUGGUCCCUGCUGUUCCACGAUUUCGUGGCCAAGUGUCUGAUCAAGGAGCCCAAGCAGCGCCCCACCACGCCAGCACUGCUGCAGCACAAGUUCAUCGAGCGGUGCAAGGACACUGCCGUGGUGCUCAAGAAGCGGAUUGACCAGGCGAAGGCUAUGAGGGAGGAGGCGAAGAAACAAAGGUUGGCUGCUGCUGCCCUUGAGGAGCAGAACAGCGUUUCAGAGGAUUCCAUGGGCACGGGUACAGUGAAGCAGAGGGGGGACGCCAUGGGGGGGACUGUGAAGGCUCGCUCUGCUCCCUCCGCCUAUGCUGAUGACGAUGAACCUGAUUUUGGCACGUUUGUGAACAAGGAUUCUGAAUCCGAGGAUGAGGCGAUGGACACGGGCACGAUGCGCGUCGCCAGGUCAGACGAGCCGUCUGCCAAGUCAGCAGCCGCCACGUCAGCAGCAGAGGGCGUGGAGUCGUCUUCGGAUAACAUCGGUGCGGCUCUAGCAGCUUUGGGUGGGCAGCGCAAGGCCAAGCCGGCACAGGCCAAGUCCGCCCCAUCUCGCAGGGCAGAGCGGCCACCAGUGCCGCCAAAGCAAGCAGCAGCAGCGGGCAUGGAAUUAGAAGCAAAGAGGAGGAAAGGCACGGAUUUCUUUGCGGGGGCGAGACAGGCUAUGGAGGAUGGGACGAGGCACACCAUUGCUGAUAGCACCAGGCCUGCUCAGAGGGCCAGCCCUGGGCUGCAGGAUAAGCUAUCAGCGGUGUAUGCAGCGGGCAACACGGUCCCCAUCCCCUUCCUCCGAGCAUGCGACAUCUCUCCUCUCUCCCUCAUCGCCUCAUCAGGCCCCGACGGGGCUCCCUUUGACCAGUGCGGGCUGGAGGCGAUUCAGGAGCUGUCAGGGAGUGGAGGACUGGCGGGAAGCAAGGGCGCCAGACGAACCCCCGCUGCUGAGGUCCCACUGCCCCCCAGUGUAUACCGCAGACUAGCCAACAGCACCACCCUCCCCAAUCUCGCCCGAGCGCUGGCGUACCAUAAACAAUGCCUCUACAAGGAUGGCAAGUAA
Molecule: messenger RNA, 1782 nt
Organism: Closterium sp. Naga37s-1
Lineage: Eukaryota; Viridiplantae; Streptophyta; Zygnematophyceae; Desmidiales; Closteriaceae
Source: the annotation of a GenBank genome assembly